UUUUUCUUCUUUGAAAAUAGUUUUUAAAUGUCUGACAAUUUAUAUCAACAUUGCUAUAGAGGAUUUCAACUGAAAACUGCUUUUUAUGAACCACUACUUAAAAGGGUCAAGAUGGAUAAUGCAGAUGAACCUCAGAAAAAAGUCUUUAAGGCACGAAAAACAAUGAGAGUAAGUGAUCGACAACAACUUGAAGCUGUCUAUAAGGUUAAAGAGGAGCUGUUGAAGACAACUGAAGUUAAACUGUUAAAUGGAAAGCAUGAGAAUGGAGAUUCUGAUUUAAAUUCUCCUUUAAGCAAUACAGACUGUAUGGAGGACAAGAGGGAAGUUAAUGGCCUAGUGGACUUGUGUGUUAACUCUGAAGAAGGAAGAAGAGCUUCUGAUGAAAUUAGUGAAGCCAAAAGCCCCGAAAGUAGGGCAGGGAACAUAGUCAAUGACAUAGAACCCAAACCUCUAACACUGUCUCCACAGAGUGUUACUCCUGAGCAAGAUAAAGAUACUGAUACUGCUUUAGCUUGUGAGGCUGAAAAUGGAGUGCUUGGUAGCAAUAAAGAUAACUUCCAUGAAGAAAAUAAUACAAAAGAUCAUUUGGACCAAAGAGAGUGUGACAUCCCUUCAGAAGGUGAAAGUAAAUCAGUCUGUGAUAUUAGUGACUCUUCUGAAGAGAAGGGAGAAACAAAUGACUUAACUAUUAAUUCCGAUUCAUCUGGUGAGGAAAAGAGGACUGAAGAAAUAACUGUUGAAGAUGCUGUUGGAGAAGAAGCCAUCUCUAGCAGUAUGGAAGCUGACCAGGAACCAAAGGACAAACGAGACGGCACUGCAGGUCUUUCAGAAACCACUGUUCAGAAGACAAUAGAUGAGCCAAGUGAAAGUAUCUUGGACAAUACUAACUCUAUGGAAACAGACGAAAUUAUUCCCAUUUUGGAAAAACUAGCCCCUGCUGAAGAUGAACUGAGCUGUUUUUCUAAAAGUUCUCUGCUUCCAGUGGAUGACACAGUCCCAGAUUUAGAAGAGAAAAUAGACAACUCUUUGGGUUCACCAUCCAAGCAGGAAAGCAAUGAAAGUCUGCCAAAAGAGGCUUUCUUAGUACUGUCUGAUGAAGAGGAUCCCUGCGACGAGAAGGAGGAACGUGCUGAAAUGAUACUACCAAACAAGUCAAGUCUUCCAGAAGAGGUGGAGGAGGAGAGAAAGGAGAGUGAGAAGGAUAAAGAAGGAGAAGAGGCCCACAAAGAAGAGGAGAAACACACAGAGAGAAGUGAAGUGUCAAGGAGAAAGCGUUCCAAAUCUGAGGACAUGGACAGUGUUCAUUCUAAACGUCGUCGGUACACAGGAGAAGAUUAUGAAGCAGAACUCCAAGUAAAAAUUACAGCCAGAAAAGAUGUUGACCAAAAAUUACAAAAGGUUAUCCAGAGACUGUUAGAAGAAAAACUUACUGCUUUACAGUGUGCUGUAUUUGACAAGACUCUGGCGGACCUGAAAACCCGAAUAGAGAAAGUAGAAUGUAACAAGAGGCAUAAAACUGUGCUUACUGAACUACAGGCUAAAAUUGCUAGAUUGACAAAGCGGUUUGGAGCAGCCAGGGAGGACUUGAAGAAAAGACAGGAAACUUCGCCAAAUGCGCCUCUGUCUCCAGGGAAAGCAGCAAGUGACACUGCAAACACAAACAAUGCAACAUAUCGAAAUGCUGGCACAGUGAGGCAGAUGCUGGAGUCAAAGAGGAAUGUAGGAGAGAGCACACCAGCAACUUUUCAAGCCCCUGUGAAUGCAGUGCCAGCUUCCAGUCUUGCUGCUCCUCUGACAGUUGUCAGUGGACAUCCUAAGCCUCAGACUCCAGUGACCGCCACCAGCUCUUUGACAACAACAGUUCUUCCCGCAGCUAACACAGCUACGGUUGUAGGCACUAACCAAGUGCCCAGUGGCAGCGCUCAGUCAGUGUCUGUCUCAUUGCAGUCUUUGCCCGUAAUCCUGCAUGUACCUGUUGCAGUGUCAUCCCAGCCUCAGCUCCUGCAAGGCCACACAGGGACUUUGGUCACUAACCAACAGUCAGGCAACGUUGAAUUUAUAUCCGUACAAAGCUCACCUACAGUUGGUAGCCUUAACAAAACUACAGUGUCUUUGGCAUCAACUAACCCAACUAAACCAAAUAACAGCCCAUCUGUGCCCAGUCCUGGUAUUCAAAGGAACUCUCCAGCCAGUGCUGGGUCAAUAGGCACAACCUUGGCAGUACAGGCUGUUUCUACUGCACACCCUGUUGCCCAGGCCACAAGGACUUCUUUGCCCACAGUGGGUACUUCAGGACUUUAUAAUGCUACCAGCAGUCGAGCACCCCUACAGAUGAAGAUUCCCCUCUCUGCAUUUAGUAGUACAGCUCCUAUUGAACCACCCACCAUUACAGCGCCCAGAGUUGAAAACCAGACAAGCAGGCCACCAACAGAUACUUCGGCAAACAAGCGAACUGCUGAGGGAACAACACAGAGCGGGAAGGUCACAAGAAGUGAUUCAGGAGGUGUCAUUGAUCUUACACUGGAUGAAGAGGAUGAUGGCUCUUCUCAAGCAGAUGGCAAGAAGCAGAACCAGACACCUGUUACAGGAUUGAGCAUACCCACCCAGCCCUUGGCUCGCCCCUUGCAGCCUUUGCAGCCAAACCCUGUGCAGCAGACAGGUGUGCCAACAAGUGGACCUUCCCAGACCACCAUACAUGUAUUACCUACAGCUCCGACAACAGUGAAUGUAACUCAUCGGCCAGUGACUCAAACUGCUGCAAAACUUCCUAUACCAAGAACCCCUGCUAACCAUCAGGUGGUCUAUACUACUCUUCCUGCACCACCAGCUCAGAAUCCUGUAAGAGGAGCUGUUAUGCCAAGCCCAGGUUUAAGGCCAGUCAACCCGCAGACUGGAGGUCUGACAGUACGAAUGCCUCAAACAACUGCAUUUGUUGUGAACAACGGACUAACUCUUGGAUCUGGAGCACCUCAGCUUACAGUGCAUCAUCGACCACCACAAGUACAUGCUGAGCCACCACGCCCUGUACAUCCUGCCCCACUCCCGGAGGCACCACAGCCACCACGUCUGCCCCCUGAAGCUGCCAACACUUCUCUGCCUCAAAAGCCACAGCUGAAGCUGGCACGGGUACAGAGCCAGAAUGGUAUUGUGCUGUCGUGGAGUGUCAUGGAGGUGGACCGGAGCUGUGCCACUGUGGACAGUUACCAUCUCUAUGCCUACCACGAGGACCCGAGUGCCACUAUGCCCUCCCAGUGGAAGAAGAUCGGGGAAGUGAAGGCCCUCCCGCUACCUAUGGCAUGCACUCUUACGCAGUUUGUGUCUGGCAGCAAAUACUACUUUGCGGUCCGGGCUAAGGACAUCUAUGGACGUUUUGGACCCUUCUGUGACCCCCAGUCCACAGAUGUGAUCUCUUCCCAGAGCAGUUAAACUAGAGAUCUUUGGAGCCUUUAAACCUGUCCUACUACCAAGAAUUACCCCAGUUUUGGGGGGUUGAUCCCAUGCAUGAAAUUCACUUUUAAAUCCACUCUCUGCAGGAUUAUUUUAGACAGUUGUGUGAUACAUUACAUGCAUUCAGAACCAAAAGAAAAAUAAAGUCUCACCUGCAGCAAGAGCGCCUGUUUUUUCUGGAUAGCUCAAGUCAUGGGCUGUUUGAAAAUUUCAUUUUCCCUUCCAUGACAGCUGUUCCACCUUACCUACUUACCCUUUAUCCAAGGGCACCCUGGAUGCCUGGGAUUCUGCUUCAGAGUGGGAACAAAAUAACAAAUUACAGUUUGUCUGAAGCAAAACAUACACAUCUGCAAUAUCUGUCAAGGCACUAACAUGAGGGCAAGAACCUCUUGCCCCCCACCGCUCUGCGAGCAGGCUGUGAUAUGAAGGGUGAUUCAAGGUCUCACUUUUGUACUGGAAGAUUGAGUGGUCUGGUCUUAUUUUACAAACUGUAACGAGCUCUCUGAGGGGAGGGAGGGGAACUUGAGUCUGGCCAGGGAACCAAUACGUGUGUAAAUUUGGAGAUGGUA
Molecule: messenger RNA, 4016 nt
Organism: Gymnogyps californianus (California condor)
Lineage: Eukaryota; Metazoa; Chordata; Aves; Accipitriformes; Cathartidae
Gene: ATF7IP
Product: activating transcription factor 7 interacting protein
Exons: 15
Coding region: 28-3426 (1132 amino acids)
Biological process (GO): regulation of DNA-templated transcription
Cellular component (GO): transcription regulator complex; nucleus
Molecular function (GO): transcription coregulator activity; protein binding
Source: RefSeq, a predicted model, not a curated record